AUGGAUAAGUUUGAUUUAUUUAGUGACUUUUCAAGUAGACCUUCAACUAUACCUUUACCUAGUGAUAAUUUCGAUCAAUUUUUAUUAACUUCAGAACCAAAUGAUAUUGAUUUCUUAUUUAACGAAACUUUAAAUGGUUUACAAGAUUUAGAUGUUCCUUCUGGUUACGGGUUUAACCAACAACAAGCACCAUCACAACAACAACAGCCAUAUCAUUCACCUCAUAGAUCUAAAACACAUAGUCGACAAUAUAGUGGUACUGCAAUUUUUGGUUUCACAGAACAUACAAGAGACUUAUCUAUAAACGGAAUUAAUAAUGACUUGUAUAAACAAUAUGUGAAUAAAGGACCUGAAAAUAAUUCUAUUUCACCAAACGAUUUAUUAAGAGAAACCAAUAAUCAUCAACAAAAUCCAAUACCAACACAAGAUAUUUUAAAUUUCAAUUUUGAUGAAAAACCAAUACUUUUAUUAGAACAAGAUGAGUUGGAAGAUGAGAAACAAACUCAAGAUUUAUUAGCUAAAUCAUCACCAAUCAAAAGAAUAGGUACUCCGAUUCAAGAAUCAAAUAAUCAACAACAAUCUCAAUCAGUUAGAAUUAAUCCUCAAAAACGUCAACAAGAAUAUAUUGUAACUAAUGAGAAUCCAAAAGCUUAUAAAUUUCCUCCAUCACCAACACCUAAUAAUUUAAGUUCAUCUCCUCCAAGACCAGAAUUGACUAAUGUAAAUAGUUAUUCGGCUAAAUAUUUACAAUCCUUACAAAAAUCACAACCACAGGAAUAUGUUGAUGAUAUUGGUCCAUUAUUACAAGGAGAUGAAUUGUCUGAUAUUAAGUAUAUCCCCAUUCCCGUUCAGGAACCAGUUGUGUUUGAUAAACAAGAAAAAAGGAAUUCAGCCCCAUUGGAUCAAUCAGAAGAAUCAAAACAACCAUCAAGAAAAGAACAAUCUGACCAACAACAGGUACCACAACCAGUACCACAACCAGCAGCAGCACCACCACAACAGAAACAACAAACAUUUCCAGGAAAUUUCAAUUUCAAUACAUAUUUACCACCUCCUUCUUCACCACCACCUAAUUUGAGUAAUGGGUCUCCUGACUGGAAUAGCUCUCCAGAACCACAAUCUCCUUCGCCAAGUAGAUUACAACCAAAUCAACAAAUUUCGCCAGUUCAUCAAAAUUUACGUGCCAUGGGUAGCAAUGUGAAUUUUUAUAAUCCUGUGUAUUAUGAACAACAUCCUCAACAACCUCCACCUUCACUACCACCUCAUUCUCAACCUUCUCAGCAACUGCAACUGCCUGGAAUGCGUCAGACUUACGAACAAAUCAAACAAAUUCAACAACAACAACAAAUGUUGCAACAACAAUUUCACACUCAACAACAACUUCAAUCAUCACCAAUUUAUUCCACUUUGAAUUCAUCACCAAUUAAACAAUUUAAUCCUGAUACAGUGAAUAACUUACAAAUAUUAUCACCUUUGAAAAACCAAUUACCAAGUACACCAACUAAACAACAAAAUUCCCAAGUUACUAUUGAAUGGAGCCCUGUUAUUUCACCAAAUUCCAAAGCAUCAUUAUCUAAACAACUCAAAGAAUCAUCAUUACAAACGUCGCCACGUAGAAGAAUUAAAAAGACUUCAUUAUUGCCACCUGGAGAACUUGAUAAUUAUUGGAUUGGACCCGAUGAAAAUAAAAUUUAUACAUGUACUUAUAAAAACUGUUUUAAAAAAUUUACAAGAAGAUAUAAUGUUAGAAGUCAUAUUCAAACUCAUUUAAGUGAUAGACCAUUUGGAUGUCAAUUUUGUCCUAAAAGAUUUGUUCGACAACAUGAUUUAAAUCGUCAUGUUAAAGGACAUAUUGAAGCAAGAUAUAGUAAAUGUCCAUGUGGUAAAGAAUUUGCAAGAUUAGAUGCUUUAAGAAAACAUCAAGAUCGAAAUAUUUGUAUUGGUGGUAACAAAGGUAUAAUUUCAAAACCAACUAUAAAUAUUUCAAAUAACAAUAAUAAUAGUAAUAAUAAUGGUUUAGGAAAUGGAAAUGGAAAUAAGAAAAAGAAGAAUAAUUCAAUUAAUUCUUCUCCUACUAAAGCUGCUAUGAAUAAUGAUAUGGUUGAAAAAGUGGAUAAACAAUUGAUUCAAAAUAAUAUCAAUAGGAAUAUUGUCAACAACAAUAACCCAACUGAUGAAUAUUUGGUGGUUUAA
Messenger RNA from Candida tropicalis MYA-3404, 2193 nucleotides. RefSeq names its product DNA-binding transcription factor (gene ACE2). Lineage: Eukaryota; Fungi; Ascomycota; Pichiomycetes; Serinales; Debaryomycetaceae. Bases 1 to 2193 code for a protein of 730 amino acids. The transcript has a single exon. The record is from RefSeq and is a predicted model, not a curated record. Gene Ontology annotation, cellular component: nucleus.